This is a messenger RNA of Sitodiplosis mosellana (orange wheat blossom midge), 4811 nucleotides long. RefSeq names its product glutamate--cysteine ligase (gene Gclc). NCBI's taxonomy places the organism in Eukaryota, Metazoa, Arthropoda, Insecta, Diptera, Cecidomyiidae. The transcript has 8 exons. The record is from RefSeq and is a predicted model, not a curated record. Gene Ontology annotation, biological process: glutathione biosynthetic process. Bases 2456 to 4360 code for a protein of 634 amino acids. Gene Ontology annotation, molecular function: glutamate-cysteine ligase activity. Gene Ontology annotation, cellular component: glutamate-cysteine ligase complex.
GAGGUUAGAAUUGAAAAUCAAUAGUUGCUCUUUUAAAAAAUCGUCUUUUGAUUUGUUUUUUUGACAGACACACAAUUUCUGUUGUGGCACCGCAAUUUUCCGUGUGAUGUUAUUGUGACAUUGAUUUUUUUGCCCUUCGAAUAUGUAGAAAACGAAUUACAUCUGAUGUUGAAAUGAUUUUUCAACGGUGUCAUUUUCAUAUUUGACUGUACACAUUCAUCAUAUUCCCGUCUCUUUUGCACAAUUAUAUCAAAGCACAGUCGUUUUCAGGAAAAAAACAAUUUCUUAUCUGAAUUUUGUUGAUGUCAUCGUGAUACGAGCUUUGAAUUUUUUCUUCUAUCUGUGUCGCACUCAUUUGGAAAUUCCAACUAUUUCACUUUAGUCACUAGUUUUUGUGGAACUUUUCGAUACAAACAUUAAGUGAGUGAUUGAUACAAUGUGUGGUUUUCUGCUAAAAUUAGAGUGAUUAGUGUGAGCAUGUUGUGUAUUUGCUUAACGUUAAAUUUUUACUGACCGAUUCACACAUAUUCUGAACCGAAACACUGAAUUUCUUGUACGCUUACCACUCGACCAUAUUCAACUUCAAUUGAUUCAGUGGCGCGAUUAUGCGAAUUACAUUGCAUAAUCAUCGUUUUUUUUAAGUGGAUGUGAAUAAAACUUCAAUUACGAAUAAUGCUAAUUAAAUGACAUUGUUUAUUUGUUUCUAUUUUUCGCCGAAAAAUGUUGGUUUCGCUGGUACUGCGAGCCAAAUUCGUAAUUCGUCAGUGUUUUCUCGUGAACAUUCAGUUUAUGUCAUGUUUAUGAUUUGUUUAAUAUACAGAAUGCAAACUUAUGAAUAAUUGCAUUUAUCUGUUCACAGUAAAAUCGUAUAGUUUAUUAACCAUUUUGCGCAAUUGAUGUAAGAAUGUUUCUCAAUUUAAGCAAAUUGACGCGAUUUUAAUGAUUCGAACGAUAUGUUUUGUAAAUAAUUGGAUAAAUUUUAGCGCUUAUCAAUUUUCAUUUCGGAUGUUUUAAAACACUGUGUUUAUUUUAAAUUGGUCGCAAGUCAUUUUUUCUCAUGAACAAAUAGAGUAAUCAAUAAAUGGUUUAUUUUUUUCAAAUGGUCAACAAUUGAAAAACGAGUCGAGCAACACUCAUCAAGGUCAACACUCAUCGAUAUCUCAUGCAUGUAAACACUUUUGAACGGUGAACAAUUUUAAGUUUUUCGUUUUCCGCGCUUCGAAUUUUUUGUUUGUCAUACAGCAAAUACAACUGUAUAGUACUUGUAUGGGAUUGUAGACUUUUUUUUUGCUUAAAGAACUAAUAUGCGCCAUCUCUAGUUUUUUAAAUGAAGUUAAUUUAGUUCUCUUUCUUUUCUCCACAUUUACAUGUUAUUUCGUGAGAAAUUCUUCUGAGCCUUCAAUUCGGUUCGAAAAUCUCUCCACACCAAAAGAUGUCAUUGCUGUAAUGUGUGUUUUGACUAUUUCUGAAUAGCCGUACAUGCUUGAGCAAAUACAUCGGUGAAUAAGUGAAAUCGCUAUGUGUUUUAGAGAAGCGAAGAGAAAAAAGUGUCCGUGAAUUUGUUUAUCGAUCAAUAUAUCAAGGGCAGUCGGUUACCGUUUUAUAAAUGCCGACACCAAUUACAUACAUUGUAUUUCAUUAAAUGCUGAUGUCAAAUUUUUACUCUUCGAUUUCAAUGAAUCUCUUUGGUCGGUUUGAAUUACAUUCCGUUUGCAAAAAAGACUCAAAUAUCCGAUUUGUUAACAACGCAAAUUAUAAUAACUAAUCAGAUUACAUAUUCCAUCUCAGUGAUUUGCAUUUCGCAGUGUAGAUUUGCAUACAGAACGAGUCAGCUAUUCGCAAAAUAAAUGGUGUACCAAUGUGUGUGUGUCACAACAGAUUGUGUUCAGUUGACUGAAACGAAACCGAUUGUUCUUUUUUUCAUUCUCACAACAACUGUUUUUCUCCCCUCCUCUCUUUUUUUUUGAACUUUUGUUCAAAUCGGUCUCAUAUAAAAACGCAUGAGUCAUUGGGGUGCCGUUCGUACCGAUGAUGUUCCGAAAAACAAAUUGGUUCGCAUUAUUAUUUGAUUUGGAGAAUAAUUUUUCUACCCACCAUGUGACUGAUAUCAGAUGUGUAUACAUCCGGAAUUAUCAUAUAAAGCACUCAGUCAAAUUGUAUGACAUCAUUUUUAAUUGAACUGUAAAUACAGUUCAGUUAUAUGAAACGCGUAACAGACAGCUGAUAAUCCGUUUUUUUAUCAUCUGUCUUGGUUUCAACACACGGAAAAAUCGCAUGCCAAACACACUCUUUUGUAGACAUUUGCAACGAUAAAACGUUUAUUUGUUGAAAAAAAAAACGCUCUUCUUUGCGAUAAUAAGUACACUUGCCGACACUUGCAUUCUUCGCUCAUUGGGAAACGACGAUAUUUGAAUUGGAUUUUACGUGUGGAUUAAACAAGAACUGAAGCUACAACAUGGGUCUGCUGUCAGAAGGAAGUCCAUUGACAUGGGAAGAAACGAAAAAAUUAUCGAAACAUGUUCGUAAGCACGGCAUCGAGCAAUUCAUUAACCUUUAUCGCCGGCUCAAGGACCGUACCGGUGACAUUUUGAAAUGGGGUGACGAGGUGGAAUACAUUUUGGUCAAAUUUGAUGAUAAGAACAAGGUCGCUCGUGUGUCCCUACGCGCUCCAGAAUUAUUGACUAUUUUAAAUCAAAGGGAAGCAGACGAUCCAAACGGUGUAAAGUCACUAUGGCGUCCAGAAUAUGGAGCCUAUAUGAUUGAAGGAACACCUGGUCAGCCGUACGGUGGUCUGAUGGCGCAUUUCAAUGUUGUGGAAGCAAAUAUGAGAUACAGACGACAAGAAGUAAUGGAACUAUUGCAAGAUGACGAGGUUGUGAUGUCAUUGACGAAUUUUCCACGCUUAGGAGCACCAGAUUUUACUUGGCCUAUUUAUAAAACCCAACCGGAUAAUGAAGAGAGCGCAGCUCGUUCAUUGUACUUUCCAGAUGAAGCCAUUUUCCCCGGUCAUCCACGCUUCAAAACAUUGACAAGGAACAUUCGACAGCGACGCGGUGAAAAAGUCAACAUCAGAUUGAAUGUGUUUAAGGAUGAGAACACCGAAAUUCCAGUCGAGGGGGCACCAGCCGAUCAACCAGAUGCCGUUCACAUGGAUGCCAUGGGCUUUGGAAUGGGAUGUUGUUGCUUGCAGUUGACAUUCCAGGCGUGUAACAUAAUCGAAGCUCGUACACUGUACGAUCAAUUGACUCCAUUGUGUCCGAUUAUGUUGGCACUGACAGCAGCUUCGCCCGUUUUUCGUGGCUACCUUGUUGAUUCGGAUUGUCGCUGGAAUGUUAUAAGUGCAUCGGUUGACUGUCGAACGGCUGAGGAGCGUGGCGAAGUGUCACUCAAAGAAAACCAAUUCAGGAUACAAAAGUCGAGAUAUGAUUCAAUUGAUUCAUAUCUAUCGCCGGAAGGAGAAAAAUACAAUGACGUGCCUUUGGUAUAUGAUGAAAAGAUUUAUCAAAAAUUACGAGACGGUGACAUUGAUCACUUGUUGGCUCAGCACAUUGCUCAUUUGUUUAUUCGUGAUUCGGUGUCUUUGUUCAGUGAGAAAGUCCAUCAAAAUGACGAAGAAGAUACAGAUCACUUUGAAAAUAUCCAAUCGACCAAUUGGCAGACCAUGAGAUUUAAACCGCCCCCAAUGAAUUCAAAGAUAGGAUGGCGCGUAGAAUUCCGGCCGUGCGAAGCUCAACUCACCGAUUUUGAAAAUGCUGGCAUCGUUUGUUUCGUCGUCCUGUUGACACGUGUUAUCCUUUCUUAUCACUUGAACUUUUUGAUUCCAAUCAGCAAAGUGGAUGAGAACAUGAAAAAAGCACAAAAACGCAACGCUUGCCGCGACGAACGAUUUUGGUUUCGAAAGAAUAUCAAUAGCAAAGGUGUAAAUAAUCACAAUGAAUCGAUUAACCAAAAUGGUGAAACGUCAAUCAAUGACGAAUACGAACUUAUGACUAUCGAUCAAAUCAUCAACGGAAACGGAUCAUCGUUCCCCGGCUUAAUUCCAUUAAUUAACAGUUAUUUGUCAUCGAUGGAUGUGGACGCAGACACACACUGUACUAUACAACGAUACAUUCGUUUAAUUCAACGACGAGCUGCUGGCGAUCUGCUGACCACAGCAUCAUGGAUUCGACAAGAAGUUACCAACCAUCCAGAAUACAAGAAGGAUUCCGUUGUUUCUGAUCGCAUCAACUACGAUUUGCUCAAGAAGGCGAAGGAAAUACAGGAGGGCACACGGUCAUGCGAAGAGUUGCUCGGUCGAUGCACUCAAUCCAAGACGAAAGAAACCAUUCCCUCAGCAAUUCAAAAGCAUUUGAGUGCUUAAAUUCACACACAUAUUUCUUCGAUUGAAGAUUUAAACACAUUCAUAUAUAUUUUAUGGUGCAUAUAUUCAUUUAAUCGAUUUGAUAAUGCCUAAUGAAGUUAAAAAAAAGUUAGUUGAACACAUAUUUUAGCAGCUCUACAAACAUACGAAUUUUCCAUGUUAAUUUCGUUAAAGUUCAAGUUGUUUUUUAGAAGAAAAAAAAUAAGAAGAGAAGGAAUAUUUUAAGCUUAAAAUCUUAGAUGGUGCAUUUUAACAACAGUCAUUUUUAAACAAAUUGAAGAAUUUAUAUUCUAUGAAAAGAAAGAAGAAGCAAAAUAACAAAUCCCUGAAUCGCAGGCUGCACGUUAAAUUUUAAUAUGUACAUCAUUUUUUUCCGUUUGUUGUGAAAUUGUUCAUUUUACUAAAAAAAAGAAAUAAAGAUUUUAUUUUACAAUUCGAUCAAUGCAACAAA